Molecule: messenger RNA, 611 nt
Organism: Dioscorea cayenensis subsp. rotundata (Guinea yam)
Lineage: Eukaryota; Viridiplantae; Streptophyta; Magnoliopsida; Dioscoreales; Dioscoreaceae
Exons: 3
Coding region: 130-468 (112 amino acids)
Source: RefSeq, a predicted model, not a curated record
UGGAAUGAUCACCCACCGGGAUCUCCGGGUUACUGUUACAUCCAACGUUACCGGGCCCUCAACCCAGUGAUCCCACCACCGUAUGGGUCGCUCCCGACCGGCCGAUCGGUGCUUCACGACCAGUAUGCCAUGGAUCGGAUCCGCUUCUCAGGCAGCGGUCUCCAGGCCGCAAGUCCUCCUUCGGUAAUAGAGCCCCCUUCAAACCAAAUGCCGCAAUGCCUCUCAUCUCAUUGCGAGUUAUGCACUCGAAAUCAGUUCUCCGGUGAGGAUCACGGCGCUGCUGCUAAGGUUGUUCACCAGGAAACAGAGCCGGACACAACUAGUACGAGAGAGAUGGAGUACUAUGAGUUCCUUCCGCAUUGUGGCGGCGUCUCGCAUGGAGAUUCGGAGUUUGCUCAUCGGACGGCUGAAGAUGGAUCUUCUUCCUCUCCGGACUUCAUUGACUUAUCACUAAAGCUCUCUUUUUAAAUAUAUAUAUAUAUAUAAAGGGUGGAGGAAAAAAGCUCAUGGGUUUGCCGUCGUUUUCUGAACUGAAGUCUAGUUUUUUUGUUCUAAUCUUUGGGUUAAAAUGUCUAAUGUUUCCUGGACUUCAAGGCUUUGUGUAUUUUAUG